Messenger RNA from Gaeumannomyces tritici R3-111a-1, 2322 nucleotides. RefSeq lists its product as hypothetical. The transcript is spliced from 3 exons. Bases 1 to 2322 code for a protein of 773 amino acids. Gene Ontology annotation, molecular function: prenyltransferase activity. NCBI's taxonomy places the organism in Eukaryota, Fungi, Ascomycota, Sordariomycetes, Magnaporthales, Magnaporthaceae. Gene Ontology annotation, biological process: isoprenoid biosynthetic process. The record is from RefSeq and is a predicted model, not a curated record.
AUGACGUCGAAUUGGAUUUACUCCGUCCCGGUGGACGAGGAUGUGGCGCAUUCGACCGGCUGCUUCACCUCGCUGCCCAUCCGCAUCCACAGCCGCAACGACAUAGCCGACGAGGCCACAGCCCGGUCCAUUGCCGACUGGGGCUCCCACGUGGGAGACGGAUGGGAGCAAAAGUCCGGGUCAUGCUGGAGCCCCGUGGGCAACUGGGGCGCCUUCAUCUUUCCCGAGACUGUGCCCGAGCGCUUGGGCGUACUGACGUACCUGGCCAACAUGGGCAAUAUCCAUGACGAUCUCUGUGAUGAGCUGGACUAUGACGAGGCCGUCACCGAGCAUGCUACGCUCAGCCACGCCAUGAACGUGGAGCCUCCGGAGCGCCAUCACUCGGAGAAGUCGAGCGACCGCAAAGACAAGCUGCAGCUCUCUCUCGCCAAGUGUAUGCUUGAGGCGCUCGACCUGGACCGGGCCCGGGCUCUCCGCAUGCUGGACUCGUACCGCGAGAAGUGGCUCGAUGUCAUGGAGAGCAGGGACCCGCAGAAGAUCCAGACGCUUGACGACUAUCUCGUCUUCCGCAACCUGAACGGGGGCAUGAGGCCCUUCUGGCACAUGGUCCAGUACGGCAUGGCCAUCGACGUCUCCGAUGCGGAGGAGGAGCUGAUCCGGCCCGUCUUCCGCGCGGCCGAGGCGGCGCUCGUGCUGACCAACGACUACUGGAGCUGGGAGCGCGAAUGGGCCGCAGCGCAGCAGAGCAAAUGCGGCAGAAUCGUGAACGCCGUCGAGCUCUUCAUGCGCACGCGCGGCCUCGCCAUGGCAGAUGCCCGGGCCACCGUCCGCGAGCACAUCAUUGCCUUUGAGCGUGAGUAUGCGGCCAGGCGCGAGGCCUUUUACGCGACGAACCGAACUGUGCCUGACCACUUGCGGGCCUACGUGGAUGUCUGCGGCUUGAUCAUCGCCGGCAACCACUACUGGUGCGCCAACUGCCCGCGUCACCACGGCUGGCGCCGCAGUGUGCGGGAUCAACACCAGCAGGUGGACGGUGAACGCUACGGAGAGCGCCUAGUGGCCUUCAAAUGCCAGGAAGCGCUGGCGCUCCCGGGCAGCCCACAAAAGCACGAAAAUGAGCUGGAUUCCUGGACCAGCGCCACAAGUUCUUGCCUACCUUCUGCGGGAUCCGGAGAUCCCACGAGCAAAACUCGGUCGGCUUCGCAGACCUCCUCCACAGCCACUUCUGACCUCCAGGAUUCCACUGCUGCUAGUGAGUCUGCGGAGACGGGCCGAGAUAUGGCUUUGGCCGCAGACACAUGCGCGACGAGCGACAGAGCUGCCGUCGACGCGGACGGCUUCAAGAAACCGGACAGCCGAGCACUUAUGGACCCGUGCAACUACAUCUGCUCGAUGCCGUCCAAGGGUGUCCGGUCACUGCUCAUCCAAAGUCUACGGGUGUGGUUUCCUACGUCGGAAGAGUCGGUCGCGCAUAUCCAGCGCAUCGUGGAUCUGCUGCAUAACUCUUCUCUGAUUCUGGACGAUAUUGAGGACGGCUCCGGGCUGCGACGAAGCUUUCCCGCCACCCACGUCGUGUACGGGGAGGCGCAGGCAAUCAACAGCGCCACGUACAUGUUUGUGCAAGCGGUGCAGUUGGUGCGGCGGCUACGCAACGACUCAUCGCUCGACUUGCUGCUUGAGGAGCUCGAAUGCCUCUUCCUCGGCCAGAGCUGGGACCUCUACUGGCGCCACAACCUCCAGAUGCCGACCGAGGCUCAGUAUAUGGAAAUGGUAGACAACAAGACGGGCGCCAUGUUCCGGCUGCUGGCGCGGCUGCUGAUGAGCGAGCGAAGCCAGAGCGGCUGGACGUCCGCCAAGGCCGUGGAUGCUAGCAGCCUAGGGCGGCUCUGUCAGCUGUUUGGGCGCUUCUUCCAGGUCCGCGACGACUUUAUGAACCUCAACUCGGCCGACUACUCGAACCAGAAGGGUUUCUGCGAGGACCUGGACGAGGGAAAGGUGUCAUUUCUGAUAGUGGAACUUUGCAGUAAGCACCAGGGCACACUGAGAGACCAGGCCAUGGGCAUCUUGCGCCGACAGCAGGCCGCAAUGUCACAUGGCCCCUCUGGCUCUGCUCCCCCGGCUCUAUCCCGGGAGGCCAAGAAGCACGUCGUCAAAUGCUUGAAGGAGGCCGGGGUCAUGGAGGCGACGCUCGCCAGGCUUCGGGAACUCGAGGCCGCGAUACUGGACUGCAUCGGCAGCAUCGAGCAUGAGCGGGAGACAGAGAACCCGAUGCUGCGCGUCUUGAUGCACAAGCUCAGCGUGCGGGAUGUCACGGUGGUUUAG